AUUACAGGACGAGGACGACCACUCAAGAGAGAAAAAACUUAAACUUCGAUUGAAACUUAUCCUAAAUUAGUUUUCGUGUGUCCAUUCUUUCAGAUGGUGCUGCACUUUAUAUUAAUGGCUGUCACAGGUGGUUUCGGUUGAUAAAUAGAGUGGGGAAAAACCAACCUACCUAUCUCCCCCCAGAACCUCGGUCAUUGUUGGGGUCAGUAACCUGUGAGGUAACAAAUUGGCAUUAACUGGGGCCAAACUUGUAUAUAGUACUGGUAUUUAUCGUUUGGACCACGCUCAUAUAUGUAUGUAUUUUUGCAAUGCAUGUUUUUCUCAAGUGGACCAAUGCAAAAUCCCGUUCAAUCCUGAAGGAAACCGGUGAGCUUUCAGAGGAGACAGGUUCCAUACCAGAAAGACCAAUCUGUCCUUUUAGUGGAAUUAGUGCCAUAAUUGGAGUUAAGAAGAUAACAGAACAAAGACAACAGGAGCCUCUUCUAUACAGUAGUUGCCUUCUCCUUCCUAUUCUACAAAGAUGUGUGCUGCAAAAAUUCUGAAAGAGGGGAAACUUGUUGCCGUCUCUGCUGGUCAGACGUACACUCCUUAAUGUGUGUGCUCAGCGGACAGGGAGAUCUCUAUCACCUGUGUGCUCACUCCUUGCCGGCUGAUGGGUGUAUGUGGGAUACUCAUGACUUUAGGAAUCAUUGGAGCAGCCACCUGGGCCAUAGUUAUGUAUUUCACCGUGGAGGAAGAUAAAGGAUACUACGAUGUCCAAGUAAAUUCUGCUGACCAACAUCUCAGAGUCUUUGACUCUGCUCAGAAGAGGUGGCGUCAGGUGUGUUCCUCCUCAGCUAAUGAGCUGCUUGCUAGUGUCAGCUGUGAGGAAGUGGGCUUUGUCAGCGUGGCUAAUUACUCCAUUGCAUCCGUACAAGAUGUCAGCAAUGAUGGUGGAGAGUUUUUCUGUGUCAAUACUGAAGAGCUGAGCUAUGGCAAGAAAAUCAAAGACUCAUUGUUUCCAUGUGACUGUGAGAGCAAGAUGGUACUUACGUUGUUAUGCCAAGACUGUGGCAGGCGUAGUUUUGCAGCAGACCGCAUCAUCGGCGGCGUGGAAGCAAGGCAUGGUGUCUGGCCGUGGCAGGUCAGCUUGCAGUAUGAUGGCGUUCAUCAAUGUGGUGGUUCCAUCAUCUCAGAUCGCUGGGUUGUCUCUGCAGCUCACUGCUUCCCCAAGACCAAACGUUUCAUCAAUCAUUGGCGUGUGUUGUUGGGAUCCAACUACAACAAACCAGCCAAUGCCACCGUGGCGAAAGUGAAAACUAUUGUGUACCACGGCAGCUACCUACCUUUUGUGGUUGAAAACAUUGACGACCAUGGCAGGGACAUUGCUGUACUGGCUCUGGCAAAUCCAGUCACACUCAAUGAAUACAUCCAACCCAUUUGCCUGCCAGCGCAUGGCCAAAGACUGACAGAUGGCCAGAUAGGCACAGUUAUCGGCUGGGGAAUAUUAGGAUCUGGUGAUCAAACAAAUGUUCUCCAAGAGGUGAACGUCCCCAUCAUCAGUGAUGCUACGUGUAAUUCGCCUGAAUAUUACGACAACCAGAUCACCACUGGUAUGUUCUGUGCUGGCUUUGAGAAGGGAGGCGUGGAUUCCUGUCAGGGAGAUAGUGGCGGCCCCUUUAUGGCAGAAGACCGCCUCUCCAAAACCAGCCGCUAUCGUUUACUGGGCUUGGUGAGCUGGGGAAUCAAAUGCGCCGAGCCAAAAAAGCCUGGCGUUUACACUAGAGUGUCCCGAUUUCUGCCUUGGAUAUCUACCGCCAUGAGGGUAAGAGGUUUGCUAUCAAAUAGUUUUCGACCUGUUGAAAUGUUUUGAACCUGAUUGGUCAUCUUUUGUUUUAUAUGGGCCUGCAGAACUAUAACGACUCACAAGGGUUUCACAAAAUGGCACGGACAUGACUUUUGCACUCACAUUUGGAUGGCAAUAUGAUUGUUUUUGAUGUCCUCCUCUUAUUUCAGCUCCUGAUGUCUUUUUGUUAUAUUUGUUUUCUUCUGCAUUGUUUACUGUUGUUACCUGCAACAGUCAAAAAAUGCAGCCGAACAACAAGGUAUCGUCUGCUUUGCAUUUGCAUUUUUGUCACUAUUAGGACCAAGCAUCAAAUUUGACCUUUUCUUAACAAUUUUUGGGCAAAUUGAAUGAAAUGAUGGGUUGUAAAUCCAUUUCCUCUUCAGUAAUUUAGUUCUUUUCAGUACUUUAGCUAUGCAAGAUUUUUUAUUCUUUUUAUCCAGGCAUUGUGAAAACAGAGGACCUUUGAUUGCAAAUGAUGAUCCCACUGAAGCACUUUUAUGUGAAAUUGUAGUAGCGUAACAAAAUAUUGACAUAAGCUGUAUAGUAACGUGGGUGCUUUAUAGUAGAACUAUCAUCUCUCUAAAAAGCAAGAAAUGAACCCCUAAAGAAUCCCAGUUGUAAACGAUUGUGCUGUAUAGUACCAGGGGUGCUAAGAGUGCAAUAUUAUUUUGGUAAUGCUUCAUUUAACAAUGGCAUCAUAAGACCGUCAAAAUUAUGAUAUGACACUGUCAUUAGCAUGAAUAAAUGCUUAUGACAGAUGUCAUUAAGUGUCAUCUGGUAAAUUUUUCCACUAACUCCAUUUAUGUCCAGUCUGCCUCUUUUACAUCCAUGCAAAAGUGACAUACUGUAAUCUGCUGGAUGACACUUAAUGACAUCUGUUAUAAGCAUUCUUUAAUGCUCAUGACAGUGUCGUGCUGGAUGACACUUAAUGACAUCUGUUAUAAUCAUUCUUUAAUGCUCAUGACAGUGUCGUGUUGUAGUUAUGAUGGCUUUAUGACAGUCUUCUGACACCACUGUCAACUAGAGUGUUACCAAUAUUUUUUUAUUUGUAGAUUUGCUUGUUUUUGGAGCAAGCAAAUAUAAUUUUGAAGGAUACAGUAGCUAUAGAUGUGCAAUUGCAAUUAUCUCCUCAACACAAUAACAUUUGUAGAUUGAGGAUAAACCAGUCAUAUUGAUAUCAAUAUUUGAUGGUUCUGUAAAUACUGUAAUGAUUUACAUGUCUUGUGUAUGUAGCAUGUUUUUUCAUCCAUUAUUCAAUGGAUUUCCCAAUGUUCUGUGGCGUUAUGCCCACAGUGUAAUGAAUCACAUUCUCAGUAACAGACAGCUAGUUAAAUAGGAUUUAUGCGUAUUUGUUUCCCAUCAUCAUAUUGUGAACAUACAAUGAUGUAACUGUAACAAGGGCGUAGGUUUGCAUACGGACGGUAGGCACAAAACACUGCUAACUUUUCAGGAUGCUCAAACUGUCCCCAACAACUUUUAAGCAAUCUUAUUCGCAUUAUAUGACUUCAGCUAUACAGGCCAUUUGGAUUGUCUUUCCAUAUGUUGUAUGGAUAGAAUUGACCCUCCUAUUAUUAAGUGAAUCAUUCUCAUUAUGUUCAGACUGACAUAAUCCCUUUUUCUUGCUGAAUGUGCCAGUCCAUGCCCCCUCCCCAAACGCACGUUUGAUUUGCUGAUGACUAGACCCCCCCCCUUGCUCCCCCUCUCAACACAAAUGCACACACACACAACCUUGACAUAAAUACAUGGCGCCUCCUCCUCCCCCUUCGAAGAAAAGGGACAUUAGAAGUCAUUUUCGGCCACCAGCAGAAGCAGCCACUGUAAGUACCGGUAAUGUAAAAAGACGUCAAUAUUGUGGACGGUGGCGAACACGCCACUAAUUUAGCUACUGAGAGUACGACCUGCAUCAGAGUUAGCAUAGCAUUAAACUGUGUGAACUUGUUAACCUGCAAAACUCAAGUACAUUGCAAAAAUACACUUCUUUAAAACGAGUUAAAUUCCCUUGUUUUCAGUGUAAAUCUACUAGAAAUAAGUGAAAUUAUCUGCCAGUGCGUCACGUAAAUUUUACUUAGAUUUCUUGAAAUAUUAAAAAUAGCUAGCUGAAAGUAAGAUUGACACUUAUUUAUGGUCUAAUUAUAAAUUUCUAGUGCGUUUUCUACUGUUAUCAUUAAUUGAACAGGGUGAAAUGUAGUGAACACUGCUGGAAACUAUGGAACCAGCAAAAUGUGAGCAAGACGCUGCUUAGUGAAAGAGGUCCCAGGGCACAGUCUGUUUCACAGGAAAGUGUUGACAGUCAAAAAAACACAUGCUGCUUCUUUUCUGCUUGUAAACAGCCUGGUUUAGAAGGAAGAAGGCUAGAGCAUGUUGUGACUUUACACUUUUGAAACCAAAUACCUAUUAGAGCACUCAUUCAUUCAUUAAAAUGUAUUCAUUUAUUUUCUACAUUAUUUAUUUAAAAAAAUUUAUUUGCAGUUUAUGCAGUCAUUAUUUUCAGAUAAUCAUACAUUAUUCAGAAUAGAGAUAAAAAAUAUUUAAUCCCGAUUGAGAAUUUUUUUUCUCCAUAAUUAAAAGCAGAUGAAAGAGACAACCAGUUGACGCAACACAUUACUCUUGUGGUGAAGGACAAUGUAGGCUAACAUGUAGGGUUGACCCCUAUUGGAAAAAACUGACAUUGCGAAUUUUCGGGGGUUUGCGAUAUGUUCCCAUAUAUAUUGCGAUAUUAAAACUAGAAGAAUUUGAAUAGAUACUUUGGUUGACUCACUAUGACCACAUUGUAUUCAUAUAAUACAGUUUAUUCCAGGCUAAGGGGGUUAAUUUUUGGAUGAUGAAGAUUGCUGUAUACAAAAGGCAUUAUUUACUCAGUUAUAUUUACUUAAGUAACUUUUUGAGAAAAAUGUACUUUUUACUUUUACUUGAGUAGAUUCAUGAAGAAGAAACACUACUCUUACUCCGCUACUUUGGGCGACAAUAGAGUCGUUACAUUUUUCCACUUUAUUCUACACAUUGACUUUUUUUUUGGCAGAGAAGCCAACAGUAGCUCCACCAGUGUCACCAAUGAGAUGUCGCAACAAUAAUCACAUGACUCCAUUAUACCAAUCAGACUCAAGCUUGCCAUUUUUCUAUCACACCAGCCUGUUCAAUCACGUCGUCUUCAAAGGACCAUAAAAAAUGAAGUAUUUGCUGUAUAUGCUGAUAAAAAAUACCAUAUUUAUAAUAAAUAAAUAAACCAUCCUAAACAGUUACUCACAAUGUUACUCAUUACUUGAGUAUUCUUUUCACCAAAUACAUUUUUUACUUGUACAUGAGUACAUUUUUGGGAUGAUGACUACUUUUAGUUGAGUAAUAUUAUUUUGAAUUAACGCUUUUAUGAAGCAAAACAAAAAACAAUUGCACGUCCUGCGAUAGGACUAUUGCGCAAGCGCACACUGCGAAGGCGAUGUUCAAACGAUAUAUUGUGCAGGCCUAGUUCCAUGUAUAGGUUAAGUAGUAUCUCCUCUCGCAAUACCCCCCCCCCCCCCCCAAAAAAAAAAAAAUAAAAAUAAACAGCCACUGUAAAUUUCCUUUAUAUGAAGUAAGGGGGAAUUCCCCUAUUUUGAAAAAUGAGUUUCUCCUAUGAAAAUAAUAAUUUGAACUUUUUUCAACUUUACAUAGGAAACACAUCAGCAUAUUCGUGGGAAAUGCAGCCCUGACCCUUGUAUACCUAAUUUGUUCGGUCUUAUUAAUGUCCUGUCCCCAGCAAAAAGUGUACAUGCAGGUUAUGCUGUUAUAGCGUCCCUACCAAUGUUGGGACCAAACCUAUGCCCUUGAACUGUAACAUGAAAAAGAGCCACUGAGAGUUACCUUCCCUUUAUGAAGGGAAAAUAAAGGAAAGAGCAUUUCCAGGAAUAUUUGCAACAUAAAAUGAUGGCUGUGUAACUGCAUUGUAUGAAAUUUCUUUAUUUUAAUGUCACACAAUUAAAAAAAAAAAAUUAAAAGGAGUUGUUGCUUGAAUAGGUUUUACAGUAGUAUUUUCUCAUUUUAAGAAUGUUCUUGUGUUAAAUAUUUUUGAGCAAAAGGAGUUGAAUUGUGACUGUUUGCUUUUUAAUUGAACUUAAACUAGCGUUGGUGUAUAACAACCUGUCAUUGGUCAGACUGACCUGACUGUGUGUGUUUAGUUUUGGUGUCAUUUAUACCACAAGAAAAAAUGAAAUUGCUUCAGCCUUUGCUUGAUUGAUGUAUUUGCACAAAGCUGUACUUGUAUUUACAAAUGUAAAAUACAAAGUGCCUCAUUCAGUUUUAUUCAUUCAUUCAUUGUCUAUGUUGUUUGCGCUCAUGGAAUUGGUGGAACCUAUGAAUCCCAGUGGGCUAUAAGUGGUAGGUGUGGUGCAACUUGACUAGUUGCCAGCCAUUCACACAGCAAUCAUAGACAACCUUUUACACUCACACAAACGUAUACAACCAACCUAUUAUGUAUGUUUUGGUGGACAGUGGAAUACCCAGAUAAAACCCACACAGGCAUGGGGAGAGCAUGCAAACUCCACACAUGAUUGAA
Corythoichthys intestinalis (scribbled pipefish) is the source of this 6353-nucleotide messenger RNA. RefSeq names its product hepsin (gene hpn). The record is from RefSeq and is a predicted model, not a curated record. Bases 653 to 1852 code for a protein of 399 amino acids. Gene Ontology annotation, molecular function: serine-type endopeptidase activity; serine-type exopeptidase activity. The transcript is spliced from 12 exons. NCBI's taxonomy places the organism in Eukaryota, Metazoa, Chordata, Actinopteri, Syngnathiformes, Syngnathidae. Gene Ontology annotation, biological process: proteolysis. Gene Ontology annotation, cellular component: membrane.